Molecule: messenger RNA, 498 nt
Organism: Cylicocyclus nassatus
Lineage: Eukaryota; Metazoa; Nematoda; Chromadorea; Rhabditida; Strongylidae
Source: the annotation of a GenBank genome assembly
AUGUCUCGUCUUUUGCUUCUCGUUCUCCUUUGCCAGAUCUUUGGGACAUUUUCCAACACCACCCGUGUUGUACCAUACUGGAAUCGCAGAAGCAAAGUGGAAGUAACUUUAAUAGCCGAAGAAAACACUGGACUGAGUUUAGAGGAUAUCUACGACAAUUUCCAGGAUCUUUUUAACGAUUAUGGCAGGCGGUAUGGCCUUCCUUUCACUAAAAGAAACCUCCACAGGGUGGAGGAUUUUAAAUCACCGAAGGAGACUCCAAUGGCAAAAUUUGAAGCUUACGGUGUCGAUUGCGCUCAGUUUCAAAACUUCCUGCAAGAAAUAAGAGCAUCGAACUAUCGCUUGAAAUUCGCACAUAUCAAGUGCGAUAACAUGUCGUUCUCCAUUUGUAAGAUUUUCCGUUGUCCAGAAAGUGAAUUCAACGGCUUGGAAAGAUACAUAUGCCAACAUUGAUUGCCCCAAUUGAGGCUUGAGAAUGAAAAUUUUGUGCAGUGUUAA